Molecule: messenger RNA, 1764 nt
Organism: Peniophora sp. CBMAI 1063
Lineage: Eukaryota; Fungi; Basidiomycota; Agaricomycetes; Russulales; Peniophoraceae
Source: the annotation of a GenBank genome assembly
AUGAGCCGGGAACUCUGGAAAUCUCAGCUAGAACAGAACUAUGGGGACGUACCUGGACUUACGCCUGCCUUCAUUGAGCAAUGUCUCAAGAUUUGCCAGACAUACGACCUGUCGGGAGAAGAUGUCUUCUUCAAAUGGGAGGCCUCUAUUUUACAUAAAGACCGCAUCAUCACCGAUGAUACUAUUGGCAACAUCGAGGCCGUAGUCAAGUCCGAUCUGGCGCGCGCUGCGAAACAGAGGGCGCAACAACAAGCUCGGUCUAUCGCCUCCUCGCGCGGCGGACGGCCCGGAAUGAAUCCAUUCAUCGGCACACCAUCCCGCUCCUCUACAAGAGUAGGCCCCAUUGGUUCGCCAUCCACACCUCGGACACCUAUGCCUAAGGCUCGCGGCGUAGCGUUCAGCACACCGGCUGCAGCAGGAAAGCACAAAGUGCGGUUUGAGCUCUCUGAGGAAGACUCUGGAAAGGCGCGCUCAUAUAAAUACAUGUACGAGAAGUUCUCCCAGAGAGGGCUAGUGCUCGAUAACCGCAUCAUGGAGUUCUCUGAUCUCAUUCUCAAGCACUACGACUUGCCAGCCUUCAGCGAACCCCACCUCACUACCGACGAAGAUGUUUACGUUUUGGGACGAAUCGUGCUGGAUGCCGAAUCGUCUGCUUCAAUAGGCGUCAAGCUGAACGAAGCGAGCUUGUACUUGGAAGGGCCUCGCUUGAUGGAAGCCACCAGAGUGAGGUUGCGUCUGGAGCCUAACCUGAGGGUGCGGGGCGCGCCCAAAGGUCGAUCCAAUAUUGGCAUGUUUCCUGGCGCUAUCGUGGUGAUGAAAGGGAGGAAUGGUGGCGGCGACUACUUCUCCGUCAACGAGAUCCUAUCAAUACCGCCACCUAGCCCUAUUUCUGCCCAAUCAGAUCGACAGAUCAAGGCGGAACCUUCCUCCGACUCUUUCUCUAUGAUCGUGGCCUGUGGCCCAUUCACUCCCGACUCAGAUCUCGAAUUCAGGCCGUGGAAGACGCUCAUGGAGAGGAUUAGGACGAAUCGACCAGAUGUCGUACUUCUGCUUGGUCCAUUCCUGGACUCUCUUCAUUCCAAGAUGAAGGUUGGCGAUAUCGACGAGUUUCCGGAGGAGAUAUUCGCGCGAGUGUUCGCUCAGGACCUCGUGGAUCUUCAUAGCUAUUCACCGUCUACCCUCGUUCUCUUACUUCCCAGUAUUCGCGAUGCAGUGCACAAUCAUACUACGUAUCCGCAGGCGGCGCUGCCCAAUCACUUAGUGGAGAGUCCGAACGUCAGGAUGAUACCCAACCCUGCGCACUUCACCAUUAACGGUGUUUCCUUCGGUGCAUCAAGCGUCGACUCGCUCUUUCAUGUGAAGAAAGAGGAGUAUACGAAGUCUGGAAUAGAGAUCCAGCCCUCCCAAGUGCCAGCAGAAAGCUCGGCCACGGAUGUGAUGUCGAACCUCUGCCGCCAGCUACUGGCACAGCGCAGCUUCUAUCCUGUAUUCCCAACUCCCAUGGAUGUCGCACAUGAAGUCAACCUCGACGUCUCGCACCUAGAGUUGGCGAGAAUCACGACCCAAACUUUCAGUGGCGAGACUGUUGCGCCCGACGUGCUCGUCGUCCCGAGCAGAUACAAGCAGUUCGUGAAGAAUGUCGACCACACGAUGGCGAUCAAUCCGUCUUUCGCGACGAAAGGGAUGGUGGCGUCAGUCUUCUACGGAGGCGCGGGAGACGGUCCGGCAAGUUCUAGGUUGAAGAUUGAGCUGGAGAAGUUAUAG